AGCUCGAGCUUUGCGCGCUGCGUGUUGGGGGCUCUGUAGCGCCGGCCGGUAUUGCUUGGCAGGUGGUCGGCCACAAACUAAAACAACAGCAAAUGCACCAUUUCGUGACGAGAAAGGCUGCCCUCAGAUGAUCAAGUAGGGGCUGCCCUUAUCCAUCGGAGCAGGAUGAAAACAGCGGUGCUCCUCCUCGUCGCCGCAGGCACGGCGAAACGCGACGAAGACCUCCACGCCCUCGCCGCGCGCACUCGCACGGAGCACCGCCCCGCCGUCGCGCGGAGCGCGGCGCGAGCCGCCAAAGCGUCGCGCCUCCUCGCGGACCACGGUCACCUGUUGCCCCCCGACCUGCGCGAGAAAGGCCAAGAUCUACUGAACGAGCACGAGUUCCGUCUGCACGCGGCGCUUGACAGCGCGAACCCGGGCCCGGCGCUCGCGGCCAUCGAGAAGAGGGAAGCGGGCUACCUCAAGGCUUUCCGGAAGCUCGGUGGCGAGGGGGCUGUGUCCAAGGCCCGCAAGCUGCCGAAAGACGAAGAGCGCACGAAGCUCCGUGCGACGCGUGAGGUAUUGUUCGAGGCGACGGGGAUCGACGCCGAGGAACCGGUCUGGGGCGCGCCGUUCCGCGCGCUGGAAGGGCUCUUCAGGGCGGGUCACCCGGUGUCCAGCCUCGCCGAACGGGAAGCGCCGAUGGAGGCGCUCGGCGUCAGUGCCAAGUUCUUCGAGGACGGAACUGCUCUAACAAAACGUUACCACGUUGCUCUACAGCCGCCGUGCGACUGCUGGACGUUUGGGCGCGAUGCGGUCAUCAAACAAGCUAAAAUCGUCGCCAAAUCCCUGAAGGCGCCGCCGCUCGUCGACGCGUGGCUCGAUUCCAUCGAGGCCGACGACGCGAGAAAGCUGCCGAGCGUCGGUUUCGGCGUGUCGGUCGAGGACGGCGCGUGCAAGCUCUACGUCCUGAACUACGGCGGCCACGAACUCCCGCCGCUGCCGCUCGUCGACGCCUUACCGCGGACCGCGCGCAAGCAGGACCGGGCGUCUUCGGUCAUGGUCUCGGUCGAGUGGAAGUUCGGCGACAUGAAAACUCAACAGAUGCGCCAGUACGCCGUCGAAGCCGCCUCGGGCGACGUCUCUGUCGCGCGCCAAACGCAAGACGAGCGCUUCGCCGGCGACGAGCUCGUGGCGGCGCUCGACGGCGCGUUCGGGGUCGGGCAGAGCGAGGACAUCGCCGUGACGGCGCCGUUUCAAUACGACAAAGCCACGACGCCGCCGGUCGUCGCCGCGCCGCUCGCGAAGUCGGGCCUCAAGCUGAAGCGCCAGGAUGGUAACAUUGACUCGAACGCCGAGACGGAUGCAAAACUGGCGGCUCUUCUGAAAGCGCCGGGCGCCGACGCUUGGCUCGCGCGGUCGCGCGUCGUGCGACACGCGCUUUCCAACGUGCAGUUCGGCGAGGGCUUCGUCACGCUGUACAGGCACCCGACGGUCUUCGGUUUCGUGGACCCGUCCUCGGCGCCUCAGCACCUCGCGCUGAGAAACGCGCUUGCCAAGAAUACGCGCGCGACGCGGCGGCGGCUCGACGAGACCCGGUCCUCGAGCGGGUACCUAGACGACGUGACGCACUGCGACGAGGCCAUCGAGCUAUUCCUGGACCGCGCCGUGUGACUCGGUGUCCAUCGGCAAGUUUGUGUAGUGUCGCGGGCUCUCCUCCCACCCCACCCGCAUUCACGCAGGUCUGGGGCGCCAACGAACUCGACUCGACGUGCAAGCGGGACAGCGACCUCGCCGCGAACGCGGGGACCUGUCCGAUCUCGUGCCAGGACGACGUCGCGUGCCUGGUCGUGGCCUGCUCCGACUGCGCUCUCGUGGACGUGGCCUGCGACGAGGCCAUCGACACGGCGGCGUAUCCCGAGCUCGCGCGCCACGUCGGCGGCGACGUGGACUUGUACGACGACCUCGACAUCGAAGACGUCCCGGCGGGCAAGAUCGUGCGGCUGCCGUGCGGGGACAGCGGGCUGUUCAACACAAUGAAUCUCUGGGGCCCAGAUGGCUGCAAGUACCCCUACUACGGAUUUAUGCCGGUCGACACGCUCUGCGACGAGUGCUCGUCGAUGUACGCGGCGCGGGAGGCGGUGCUCGACGGCCUCUGGGACGGCCCCUGCAACGAGGACGAUCCGCCGGGGGACGACGACUCGCUGACGCUGCCGUCGAACUACCCCGGCUGCGGCUGCGACUGCGCGGACUUUCUCCGGCGCGACCUUUCCUGCACGUCCGAAUCGUGCGUCAACGUCGCCCAGGCGUACGCAGCUUCGAAUACCGUGUGCGCCGGCGACAAGCUGCGGUGGGACACGACCUCGUCGUCCACAGGGUGCGAGACGUACGGCGCCGGGUCGCCGCUGACGGGCAGCGCGUGCCUGGACGCAGCCGGCGCCGUCCCGAACGCGACGUGCUACCGGACGCCGGCCGCGAUCUCCGAACCUGGCUUCCCGUGGCCGUGGCCUGACGUGUGCUAUCACAUGCAGCGAGAUGCCGCGCUCGGACGGCGCGCCUCGGCGCUCGCUCUCGUCGGCGCAAUCGUGAUGAUGGUAUAACCUACCAGUGUAAUAGUGGAUUCCCGAGGA
Pelagomonas calceolata is the source of this 2609-nucleotide messenger RNA. NCBI's taxonomy places the organism in Eukaryota, Pelagophyceae, Pelagomonadales, Pelagomonadaceae. The record is from the annotation of a GenBank genome assembly.